This is a messenger RNA of Thalassophryne amazonica, 2140 nucleotides long. RefSeq names its product calcium/calmodulin-dependent protein kinase II inhibitor 1a (gene camk2n1a). Gene Ontology annotation, molecular function: protein kinase binding; calcium-dependent protein kinase inhibitor activity. The transcript has 2 exons. NCBI's taxonomy places the organism in Eukaryota, Metazoa, Chordata, Actinopteri, Batrachoidiformes, Batrachoididae. Gene Ontology annotation, biological process: negative regulation of protein kinase activity. The record is from RefSeq and is a predicted model, not a curated record. Bases 279 to 518 code for a protein of 79 amino acids.
CACUUCCCUCAGCAGACAUCAGCCAGCAGCGCACACGAGCACAGCUCUCACAGCCAGCACGCGGAUCAUCACACUGGACCCACGGUCUCGGCGCACGCCAAACGGAUCACCGAAGGAAACGCACGCACGACCGCGUCAGCUUCAUCCCACGGCGGAUCUAAAAGUUGCUGCAGCUCACCGUCUCUAACCGCCCGCGGGAGAUCCGGAUCGGCUUAGUUUUUUUGGUUUGUUUGGUUUUUUGCGCGCAGACGCUGGUGAUCCUUCUCGGUCGUGCCACAAUGUCCGAGGUGCUGCCAUACAACGAGGGCAAAAUGAGCGGCUACGGGGCGGACAGCGAGGUCAGCCAGAUGUCCUUUAGCUGCGGACUGCAGGACACAAGCGCCUACUUCGCUGCGUCGCAGGCGAAAAGACCCCCGAAGCUCGGACAGAUCGGCAGAGCCAAGAGAGUGGUCAUCGAGGACGACCGAAUAGACGAGGUCCUGAAGGGGAUGACAGACAAGUCUUCACCUGGCGUGUAAAGAUGAACGAUGUCUUGCAGACUUUUUAAAUUUCGAUCACCAAUUUGAAGCACUUGUCGGCCGUGCAUGUUCGAGGAUUGGAGGAGAAGCGACGGCACGAAGCGAGGACGGGAUGAGAAAGAAAAAACCGAACGGGAAGCAACGAAGAGGAAAGGAGACACCGAAAUGAAGAGAAGUGAAAGAAGGAAGGGAGGAAGGAAAAGAAUGGAGCGCGACUGUGGAAAAGACCAAGAUUUAUCCUGGGAUUGCUGGCAAUUCUCCAAACGAAUCCCGAUUUGAACUACUGCUGCACAGCAAGACGUUGAGACGGCGGACACACACCUGAUCUGUGUCUCAACCUCUGCUGAACUUGUCAUUACAUCAUGACCUGGAGCUCAAGUCCCGCCCCAUAAUUCAACAAGUUGUACAGUAGGUAGGCUCGGCCCCGCCCCCUCCUUUAGGCUUUGCUUUGUUCAGUCAGUAACGGUGCAUUCAUGGGAGCUGUCCUUUCGGCACCGGUCCGAUGUAGUCCUGUUGCUACUGAUCCUUUUGAAAAGAAAAGAAAAAAAAUCAGACCAACCAAACUCUCAAGAUCCGCUGUAUGUAAAAAAGUAAUUAUAUAUAUAUAUAUAUAUAUAUAUAUAUAAAUAUAUAUCCGAGGAUGGUGCAAUGUUAAUAUUUUCUUCAGUAGAACCAGAUUCCUUUGGGCCCUUCGGGGUGCAGGUCGGCACCUUCAUGUAGCUCACACACACCUGCACAAAUGUCCCCCCCCUUUUUACUUUUUAUAAGCCCAAAUAUCUACUGAGGCCAGCAGACGUGUGCAGAUUACAGUAAAUGUUUGAAAUAGUCAUGAAAUUGAUGGGAAAAAUAUGAUUACCUAUAAUUUUAUUAUUUUUUUGUUUGUUUGUUGUUUUCAAUUAUCUGUGUUUCCUUCCAUCUUCUAUAAAUUGAAAGUUUUUCUCCAUCCAUUUGCAUGAACUUUCACUCCGGUGCCAACACAGGUGGCACCACAUUUUCCCCUCCUCUGGCACGCUUCUUCUUUUUAACAAAAUUAAUAUUUGUAUUUUUAUAUCUAAAUAUUUGUUAUUUAAAUGAUAUGCUCGUCUAUCGUCUUACAAUUCAUCAACAAGAUUAUUUGUACUUCAGAGAGGAUUUGCAGAAUGAGACGAGGCAAAUGUUCCGACUCGGUCCGCUGGUCUUAUUCUCUAUCAGAGGUUGGAGGGUUGUUUAUUUUUUUUUAGACUAAAUGAAUGUGUUUUGGUUUUUUGCACACAUCAAUGUUAAACUAUUAUUAAGAAAUCGUAUACUGUGACUUGAACUUUGUUGAUGAAUUUGUUAGAAAAUGGCAGUUUUAGAGUGUAUUGCACUGUUUACGAGUAUUCUCAAAUAACACUUUCUUAUUUGACAGAUUUUUGAGCAUUACAGUUUUUUUAUUUCAUUUUAUUUUGUACCAUUAAUUUAAGGAAACUGGAUAUGGUUUGUUGUGCAUGAAACAUUAAUAUUUUCAAUAAUGAAACAUUGUUUUAUGAAGCAAAAAAAAAAAUAAAAAACCCACACAAAAAUGUCAUGACAUUCUAAGAAUGAGUCAUUGUAUAUUAUGAUGCCAUUUUCACUGUAUUUGGUGAAUUAAUAAAUGGUGAACG